Molecule: messenger RNA, 1032 nt
Organism: Erinaceus europaeus (western European hedgehog)
Lineage: Eukaryota; Metazoa; Chordata; Mammalia; Eulipotyphla; Erinaceidae
Gene: DLEU7
Product: deleted in lymphocytic leukemia 7
Source: RefSeq, a predicted model, not a curated record
AUGGGGGCGGGGUAUCUCUGUGGAUGGAUGCAACUGCACAAAGCCACGUUUUCCCCAGGAAAGCCCUGGAGAGCAGGAAGAACUAAGGUCAGCAUUUGGCUGAUUCUCAAGUUCCCAAGGAGCAUUGCUUCAGGCAACCUUGACUCCCCACAAGCUGCCUUGGACUUUUACGGGAUGUCCCACCAUCAAAGCCUCACGGAGGCCACGGGCAGCCCUCCACUCUUAGUGGCCUCCAUCAGUCACCAAAUGGUGGCUCUGCAGACCCUGCAGCUAUUGUAGCAGGAGUGGGGGUGGGAGGUCGGUCUGGGGGUGCCCGGGAGCGCUCAAGAUCCUGAUCACUUGAAAGCUGCCAGGGCAAAUCACUCAGGCCCUUGGUGGACCCAGCCAAGAGCAGUGAGUGGAGGGGAUCAAGGGAUGAGGGGUUAGGGUUGGAGGAGUCGCAAGGUGGAGGUGGUCCAUGGCACUGCGGGGGCUGCGAAACUACUACCCAUCCCCUGGGGCCCGCGGCCUUGCACCCUGGCUUAGAGGACCAUACGCAGCGCGCUGGCUUCUUCAAUGGACUUGACUUCCGAGCUGGUCAGCGACUUUUACUUCCGAGCUGGACACUGCUGGGCCCCCUGCAGCAUGAGUGGUCCUUCCAGUUAUUUUUCAUCAGUGCUUAUAAGUGUAAUACAUUAUUUUUGGUACUGCCAAGAAAUGAGACUCCUUCAAUUCAACUUUGACACAAUAUUGACUUCAUCCACUGACAAACAUUUAGAGUUAUUUCAUAUUGUGGAUACUGUGAAUAAUGCUGCAAUGAACAUAGAAAUUUCGAAGGGACACAAUUCAGUACUUAUUGUUGGAAACAUCUGCAGUCAUUCGGCUCUACAAAUCGAAGGACAGCAGUUUGACAGAGAUUUGAAUGCUGCCCAUCAGUGUUUGAAGACAACAGUCAAGAAGCUCAUUCAGUCACUCGAUAAUCUUCCUUCAAAUGUUAAUGUGGUAGCCUGUGCUUCCUUGAGACAGAUCCUACAGAAUCUCUCAGAUGUGUGA